Molecule: messenger RNA, 603 nt
Organism: Closterium sp. Naga37s-1
Lineage: Eukaryota; Viridiplantae; Streptophyta; Zygnematophyceae; Desmidiales; Closteriaceae
Source: the annotation of a GenBank genome assembly
AUGGGGCUGCAGGAAGUCUUCACCUCCACCUCACUGAAGCUGCAAGGGAUCCAUGCAGUCCGAUGGCUUUCGCAGGGCGACGCAGUGCUCAGGCUCGUCGCCGUCCUUCCGGCUCUGAUCGUGAUGUUGAAGGAGUGGGACGCGACGCUCUAUGCGCUGGUGACGAGCUACAGGUUUCACUUCCUCCUGUUUUUCAUUUCAGAUGUGCUUGAGCAGCUGAACAUACUCAACAGGGCCUUCCAGCACAAGGAGGAAAACCGGGAGGUGAAGAUCGAAGGGAUUGAUUCGGACGGCCGACCAGCACGCUUCAAAUUCGUGCUGCACGAGGACGAGCUGGAGGAGUUCGACGGGCCCGGCACCCACGAUGGCUGUGUGGAGGUUUGCACGGAGUUCGCCGAGGUGAUCGUGCACCAACUGGAGCACCGGCUUGGCGACCUGAACGGGAUGUCCGGCGCUAGGCUCUUCGCCCCCAACGAGUACCCGCUGGAGCGCGGAGAGAGGAACCGCAGGUGCCUCGAGUGGCUACAGUCGCUAGUCACGCUGUUCAAGGCCGACCUGACGGAUGAGAUCCUGCUAGGUAAGCCAUGGCUGUUAUGGUUUUAA